Molecule: messenger RNA, 1102 nt
Organism: Solanum verrucosum
Lineage: Eukaryota; Viridiplantae; Streptophyta; Magnoliopsida; Solanales; Solanaceae
Exons: 2
Coding region: 644-1102 (152 amino acids)
Source: RefSeq, a predicted model, not a curated record
GAGCUGAGGAUAAAGACAAAAACCUCUCAGACCUCAGUCUUCCUGCUGCUGCUGCACCAUUUCAGCAGAGAGGCCCUCACUCACCUCAUCUCUGACCAAAUUCCAAAGCUUCUUCCUUUAUUUCAAAAUCAACCCAUCUUCAUGUUUUUCUCUCUCUUUUUAAUGGUGUCAAAAUCUUGAAAAGCCUCUGUAGUCCAAAGUUCUCAUUUUUUUUGGUUAUGUUGGUAGAAAGUUAGCAUUUUUAGCAGUUCUUGGUUUGUGGGGUUUUGAAUAAAACUCUGUAUUCCCAAGUUCUUGUUUUUAUUUUCUUAUGUUGGUAAAAAGUUUGCAUUUUUAGCAGUUCUUGAUUUGUGGGGUUUCGAAUAAACUUUGUAUUCUCAAGUUUUUUUUUUUCUUAUGUUGGUAAAAAAUUUGCAUUUUUAACAGUUUUUGGUUUGUGGGGUAUUGAAAAAACUCUGUAUUCCCAAGUCCUUGUUUGUUUUUUUUUCUUAUGCUGGUACAAAGUUUGUAUUUUUAGCAGUUUUUAGUUUGUGGGGGGUUUUGGAUAAACUCUGUAUUCUCAAGUUCUUGUUGUUUUUUUCUUAUGUUUGUGAAAACUUUGCAUUUUUAGCAGUUCUUGAUUUGUGGGGUUUUGAAGAAAAAAAUGGCAGAAGAAGAGAGUUGGGGUUGGCCACCAUCACCCACUGGUUCACCAAUGUACUUAACAAAAGAUGAUCAUUGGACUCAUUUUGAUAACUCUGUUAAUGCUGUUUCUUUUGGUUUUGUUGCCACUGCUAUUCUCAUAUCUAUGUUCCUUAUCAUGGCUAUCUUUGAGAGGUUCCUCAGACCACCUUCUCCGCCGGAAUUGACUCCCUCCGUUGGCCACCGCCGGCAUGCAGACAUUGAGUCUCAGUUAGGGUUCAACCACAAACUUGGCUAUCCUACACCCAAAGUAUCUACCAAUGCCAGAGAAGUUUCAGUCUUGAUGCCCGGAAAUGACAUUCCAACUUUUAUUGCUCAUCCUGCUCCUGUACCUUGUCAACCGGAACGCAAUCCAUGGCCUUCCCAUCGGCAGAAUCCUAUACCCAGUGUCAUAAUUUCCAACUCAAACGUGUCAUCCUAG